UGAUUUCUAGAUAGAAGAGUCGUAAGAAAAAAAGGCUGUUAAAGAAAGUAGUAUUAAGAAAACGAAUAAUUAUUUUCUUGCCAUUACAAUGAGUUGGUUUAUUAAUGUAUUUUUAAUAUUGAUGCCAUUACUGGGACACCUUAACGCCAAUACCGUAGAGGAAAGAAAUCUAUUUGCCACCGAACUGUUCCAAACUGUGGCCACACAAAGUCAAAAUGAAAAUGUUAUUAUUUCACCAGUGUCCGUGCAAACAGCAUUAGGUUUGGUCUAUUAUGGAGCUUCGGGUCAAACAGCAUCUGAACUACAAAAAAGUCUUCAUGCUACUGCUCAUCAAAGUAAAGACGGUUUAGCCCAGGGCUAUCACAAACUAUUACAUUCAUUCAUCAAGUCAAAGACAGUGUUGGAAAUUGCUAAUAAAAUUUUUGUCAAUGAUAAAUUGGAAAUAUCUCCGGAGUUCAAGAGAACUUCUCAAGUUUACUUUGAUUCCGAUGUCGAGCAAUUAGAUUUCGCCAAUGAAACGUAUUCAGUUGAUCACAUCAAUCAAUGGUUGGCCGAGAAGACCAAUGGCAAGAUUGAUAAUGUUAUACAGAGACUGGAUCCCGAUACAAAUGUGGCUCUAAUCAAUGCCAUUUAUUUUAAAGCCAAAUGGGCACGUCCCUUUAUGGAUGAUGCCACCAGUGAUCGUGAGUUUUGGAUAAGCAAUGAACAGUCCAUCAAAGUACCCACCAUGUUUGCCGACAAUUGGUAUUAUUAUGCUGAAUAUCCCGACUUGGAUGCCAAAGCUUUGGAACUAUUUUUUGAGAAUAUUGAUCUUACCAUGUGGUUCAUAUUGCCCAACAAACGUGAUGGCCUAUUUGAGUUGGAACAAAAACUGAAGGGAGUUAAUUUCAAUGAUCUCGAAGCUCUAUGGGAAUGGAAGAGUACAAGUGUAUAUUUGCCAAAAUUCAAAUUUGAAUUUGAUACCGACCUUAAACCAUCACUGCAGAAGCUUGGCAUUAAUACCAUGUUUUCGAAUUCUGCCGAUUUUAGUAACAUGUUUGAUAAACGUGCGCCCAAUAUGCAUAUUUCACAGGUACAACACAAGGCCUUCAUCGAUGUCAAUGAAAUUGGCUGUGAAGCUGCUGCCGCCAGUGUUGCUGUUGGUGUGCCCAUGUCAUUGCCCAUAGAUCCUAAAACGUUUGUGGCCGAUCAUCCAUUUGUUUUCAUAAUACGUGACAAGACUGCUGUCUACUUCGCUGGUCAUAUUGUUAAACUUUAAGACACUGCCACUUAAUGACAUUCAAAGUAGUUUCUAAGAAUUCAUUCUUUAUAUUAUAAGAAGAAAAUGCAUUACUGCACUCACUCAUCAUUUAGAUGUAAGACCGAUUAAAAAUUAUACAAUUAUACACGCUCACAUGCAUAAAAUAAAUUUUUAAUU
Lucilia sericata (common green bottle fly) is the source of this 1417-nucleotide messenger RNA. Its product is annotated as serine protease inhibitor 42Dd-like. The record is from RefSeq and is a predicted model, not a curated record. The transcript is spliced from 4 exons. Gene Ontology annotation, molecular function: serine-type endopeptidase inhibitor activity. The coding region runs from base 89 to 1258 and encodes 389 amino acids. Lineage: Eukaryota; Metazoa; Arthropoda; Insecta; Diptera; Calliphoridae.